Messenger RNA from Syzygium oleosum, 1037 nucleotides. Its product is annotated as germin-like protein subfamily 1 member 7. NCBI's taxonomy places the organism in Eukaryota, Viridiplantae, Streptophyta, Magnoliopsida, Myrtales, Myrtaceae. Gene Ontology annotation, molecular function: manganese ion binding. Gene Ontology annotation, cellular component: cell wall. Bases 41 to 703 code for a protein of 220 amino acids. The record is from RefSeq and is a predicted model, not a curated record. The transcript is spliced from 2 exons.
AGAAGAUAUCCAAGCCCCAACUCUCCGGCACACAACCCCAAUGAAGUUUCUUCCAACUAGCCUUCUCAUCUUGGCUCUGGCAACAGCCACCGCUUUCGCCUACGACCCCAGUCCUCUUCAGGACUUCUGUGUGGCCGUCAAUGACCCCAAAGUAUUUGUGAAUGGAAAGUUUUGCAAGGACACAAAACAAGUCAUGGCAGAUGAUUUCCUCUUUAAGGGGUUCAGAUACCCGGGGAAUACUGCGAAUUCGCUUGGAUCGAAAGUCACACCCGCUUUUGUGGACCAAUUUCCUGGACUCAACACUCUCGGCAUUUCCAUGGCUCGUAUCGACUUCGCUCCGGGUGGCCUGAAUCCUCCCCACACUCACCCUCGUGGGUCCGAGAUUCUGGUCGUCGCUGAGGGCACGCUGCUUGUCGGCUUCGUCACGUCCAACCAAUUAAAUAACACCCUCUUCACCAAAGUCUUGUACAAAGGGGAUGUGUUUGCGUUCCCAAUCGGUCUCAUCCACUUCCAGCUGAACGUAGGAAAGACCCCUGCACAGGCAUUUGCUGCUCUGAGCAGCCAGAACCCCGGAGUCAUUACCGUCGCUAAUGCGGUGUUCGGAUCGAAGCCGCCCAUAUCGGCCGAUGUUCUCACCAAGGCCUUCCAAGUGGACAAGAAGGUUGUCGACUACCUCCAGGCGCAGUUUUGGUACGACAAUUAAGCGGAUACGUUGACCUCCAAGACAUCGGAUUACCCCUACAUUGUCCAUACAUGAUUUGCUUAGACUGACAAUUGUUUCCAAAUAAGAGAAGUGCUCUUUGUGUACUGGUGAAUGUGUGAGUACUAUAGGAUCAUUCUUCACGAUUGAUGUGAACUAGACUCGCUUAGGUUGAUGUGUAUUUGAUUUCUUCUUUCACUUCCAACAGAUUCUGCUGUUGCACAUUCUCCCAAAGAACUUUUUAUUGCUCACGUUUUGUGCUGGAGUUUGUGUUGGAUAUCAGAAUGUGUGGUCAUCUUUUGUCUCCGUUGCAUGGAUAGUGAUACAAUCGUUAGCA